GCAGGCGCGCAGGGGGAGGCGGGCCUGGAGCCCGCCGGGUGACGGCCGGGUCACGUGGCGCUGCGGCCGGGCAGCGCGCGCCGCGCGGGGAGGGGGCGAGCGCCGCCGCGGGAUUGCCAAAGUUGUGUGAUUUUGAAUGCAGACAGAGACUAGAAAUUGGAAUACUCUUUCCAUUUCUUCGGAUAACAAGUGGCAAUGCAACGGAGACAGGGAAGAGUUAACGCCGGGCUGCUCUUGCUGCUUUAUCAAAUUUCUCAAGUUGGACUCCAGAACAUUCCUUCUGUUACCCUUGGGGUGCUGGUGCUGAACGUUUUCCUCUUCCUCAACCCUCUGAAGCCACUCUCUGAGGUGUGCAUCAGUGUAAACGAAGGCUUCCACAGACGGGAUUGGCAGCGCUUGUUGCUUUCUCCUGUUCACCACGCAGAUGACUGGCACCUGUAUUAUAACAUGGUGUCCAUGCUUUGGAAGGGGAUCAUGCUGGAAAGAAAACUUGGGAGCUCAUGGUUUGCCUACAUAAUUGUGGUGUUUUCAGUGCUGGUUGGAGUUGUGUAUAUAGCACUGGAGUUCAUGCUUGUGAAGAUCCUGAGUGAUCCUUCGUAUGAAAUGAACUGUGCUGUAGGAUUUUCAGGUGUCUUGUUUGCUUUGAAAGUUCUGAACAAUUACUACAACCCAGGAAGAGUCAGCAGCGUCCUUGGGUUCCAGAUACCCAAUAAAUAUGCUUGUUGGGCAGAGCUGGUGGCUAUUCAUUUGAUCUCCCCAGGGACUUCUUUUGCUGGGCAUCUGGCAGGGAUUCUUGUUGGACUGAUGUACACUAUGGGACCUCUGAGAAAGGUCAUGAAAGCCUUUGCAGGUGGCUUUUUAUUCACUGACCUGACCAGGCCAAGGGAUUACUACUAUUACUCAGAGUCCUCUGGAUAUCCAGGUUACCAGCACAGAAUGCCAAGGAACUAUUACGAUUACACUGGGGGGCUCAGUGAAGAAGAGCAGCUCGAGAGGGCAGUGAUGAACAGCCUGCAUGAGAGAGAUUCUGGUGGAGCAACACACAGUGACGAGCGGCGACCCUACGGCUUUUGGUUCCCCCCCGAGCAGCAUUCAGAGGAGGAAAUGCGAAGGCAAAGGCUCCGUAGGUUUGAGAGACGCUGAAAUAGCAAGGGUUGAUGUGAAAUGCAAAGUGCCCUUCAGAGUUGCCAAAAGAUUUGUACAUUUGUGUUUGUAAUUUGCAGA
Pogoniulus pusillus (Red-fronted tinkerbird) is the source of this 1224-nucleotide messenger RNA. RefSeq names its product rhomboid domain containing 1 (gene RHBDD1). Gene Ontology annotation, molecular function: serine-type endopeptidase activity. The coding region runs from base 196 to 1143 and encodes 315 amino acids. NCBI's taxonomy places the organism in Eukaryota, Metazoa, Chordata, Aves, Piciformes, Lybiidae. Gene Ontology annotation, cellular component: endoplasmic reticulum; membrane. The record is from RefSeq and is a predicted model, not a curated record. Gene Ontology annotation, biological process: cellular response to unfolded protein; negative regulation of apoptotic process. The transcript is spliced from 7 exons.